AUGGAAUUCGGUGAAAUAGAAUUCAGCGAAAUGAACGAUUCAAUGUGUAUAAGAGACAGGAUAUGGGAUAUGGAUAUGGGAUAUGGGAUAUGGGGAUAUGGGAUAUUGGAUAUGGGAUAUGGGAUAUGGGAUUGGAAUUUUGGAAUGGGAUUAUGGGAUAUGGGAUGGGAUGAUAGGAUAUGGGAUGGGAUAUGGGAUUUCCCAAUCCCAUUAAUAUGGGUGGCAAGUAUAGAUAGCCCGGUUUUAAAAUAUUCAUGUUAA
This is a messenger RNA of Rhizophagus irregularis DAOM 181602=DAOM 197198, 261 nucleotides long. NCBI's taxonomy places the organism in Eukaryota, Fungi, Glomeromycota, Glomeromycetes, Glomerales, Glomeraceae. The record is from RefSeq and is a predicted model, not a curated record.